Molecule: messenger RNA, 210 nt
Organism: Diversispora eburnea
Lineage: Eukaryota; Fungi; Glomeromycota; Glomeromycetes; Diversisporales; Diversisporaceae
Source: the annotation of a GenBank genome assembly
AUGGUUAUUAAAUCAUUUAAAAAAUAUGAUAUUUCAAAUUCGAUAGAUGGAAUAAAAGAUUAUAUUAUAUAUAAAUUUAAUGGUGAGAAUAAUUAUGAAACAAAUUAUGAUCGUGAAGUAAUUUUAAAAAAUGAUAUAUCAGCAUAUGGUUUAGAUAUUGAAGAUAAUGAAAAUAAUAAUAAAAUUAUAGGGGAUGCUUAUUCAUGGUAG